AAUCUCUAGGUAAAUAAUUUAACUGCAGAGCCCAGUGCACACAACACGGCCUGCAGGUCGGCGCCAGAGCCACCACCCCCACUCUCCCAGCUGCCCGAGGGAGCUAGAGGGCCCUGCGGUCCUCGGUGGUCUCGCCAGCCCCUCGUCAUCCCAGGGCCCCCGUGCCUGUGAGGACUGCCUCAGCUGCAGGUUGGCCACAGGGGCAGGUGCUGCAGCAUGGGCGAGUCCCCUGAGCUUCUGCAGCAGGGCAGAGGGCCGGUGCCAGUCCGGCGGCAGCGCCCGGCACCCCAGGGUUUGCGUGAGAUGCUGAAGGCCCGGCUGUGGCGGAGCUGCUCGUGCAGCGUGCCGUGUGCCUGGGCACUGGUGCAGGACCUGCUCCCCGCUACGCGCUGGCUGUGCCAGUAUCGCCCUCGGGAGUACCUGGCGGGUGACGUCAUGUCCGGGCUGGUCAUCGGCAUCAUCCUGGUGCCACAGGGCAUUGCCUACUCACUGCUGGCUGGACUGCAGCCCAUCUACAGCCUGUACACGUCCUUCUUUGCCAACCUCAUCUACUUCCUCAUGGGCACGUCGCAGCACGUCUCCGUGGGCAUCUUCAGCCUGCUCUGCCUCAUGGUGGGCCAGGUGGUGGACCGGGAGCUCCAGCUGGCCGGCUUCGACCCCUCCCAGGAUGGCCUGUGGCCCGGGGCCAACGGCAGCAUCCUCAAUGGCUCUGCUGCCACGCUCGACUGUGGGCGUGACUGCUACGCCAUCCGUGUUGCCACCGCGCUCACACUGAUGACCGGGCUUUACCAGGUCCUCAUGGGCGUGCUGCGGCUGGGCUUCGUGUCCGCCUACCUCUCGCAGCCACUGCUGGACGGCUUUGCCAUGGGGGCCUCAGUGACCAUCCUGACCUCGCAGCUCAAGCACCUGCUGGGCGUGCGGAUCCCUCGGCACCAGGGGCUGGGCAUGGUGGUCCGAACGUGGCUGAGCCUGCUGCGCAGCGCCGGGCAGGCCAACGUGUGCGACGUGGUUACCAGCACGGUGUGCCUGGUGGUGCUACUGGCUGCAAAGGAGCUCUCAGACCGCUACCGACGGCACCUAAGGGUGCCACUGCCCACAGAACUGCUGGUCAUCGUGGUGGCCACGCUCGUGUCCCACUUCGGGCAGCUCCACAAGCGCUUUGGCUCAAGUGUGGCUGGUGACAUCCCCACUGGUUUCAUGGCCCCUCAGGUCCCAGAGCCCAGACUGAUGCAGCGUGUGGCCUUGGAUGCCAUGGCCCUGGCCCUCGUGGGCGCGGCCUUCUCCAUCUCGCUGGCAGAGAUGUUCGGUCGCAGCCACGGCUACUCUGUGCGUGCUAACCAGGAGCUGCUGGCUGUGGGCUGCUGCAACGUGCUGCCUGCCUUCCUCCACUGCUUCGCCACCAGCGCAGCCCUGGCCAAGAGCCUGGUGAAGACAGCCACUGGCUGCCGGACGCAGCUGUCCGGCGUGGUCAGCUCUGCCGUGGUGCUGCUGGUGCUGCUGGCACUGGCACCGCUGUUCCACGACCUACAGCGAAGUGUGCUGGCUUGCAUCAUCGUGGUGAGCCUGCGGGGGGCCCUGCGCAAGGUGUGGGACCUCCCACGGCUGUGGCGGAUGAGCCCGGCCGACGCCCUAGUCUGGGCAGGCACUGCGGCCACCUGUGUGCUGGUCAGCACAGAGACCGGGCUGCUGGCCGGCGUCAUCCUCUCGCUGCUCAGCCUGGCCGGCCGCACCCAGCGCCCUCACGCCGCCCUGCUGGCCCGCAUCGGGGACUCGGCCUUCUACGAGGACGCCACAGAGUUCGAGGGCCUCGUCCCUGAGCCCGGGGUGCGCGUGUUCCGCUUUGCGGGGCCGCUGUACUACGCCAACAAGGACUUCUUCCUGCGGUCACUCUACAGCCUCACAGGGCUGGACGCAGGGUGCGUUGCUGCCAGGAGGAAGGAGCAGGGCUUUGAGGUGGGGGUUGGCGAGGGAGGCCCUGCCCAGGGCAAGGACCUGGGCCCGGUUAGCAGCAGGGCUGCGCUGGUGCCCACGGCAGCCGGCUUCCACACAGUGGUCAUCGACUGCGCCCCACUGCUGUUCCUGGACGCAGCUGGCGUGACCACGCUCAAGGACCUGCGCCGAGACUACGGGGCCCUGGGCAUCAGCCUGCUGCUGGCCUGCUGCAGCCCACCUGUGAGAGACAUUCUGAGCAGAGGGGGCUUCCUUGAGGAGGGCCCAGGGGGCACAGCUGAGGAGGAGCAGCUGUUCCUCAGUGUGCACGAUGCCGUGCAGACGGCAGGAGCCCGCCACAGGGAGCUGGAGGCCACCGAUGCCCGCCUGUAGCAGGACCAGGCCUUCCUGGCAGCCUCUGCUCCCUCCAGGGGGCCCAUGGCGGACGUCUGCAAGCCACUGCUUAGACUCUUCCCAGGGAGGAGACACCCAAGGGACGCGCUCCUGCACUACCGCUGCCUGGGGGAAGCCAGGGAACCCCAGCUGGGGAAGGAGGCCCUCUGAUUACAUGCAUUCCUGCCCACCGCUGCCCAGGGGAAACCGAGGAACCCCAGCUGGGGAAGGAGGCCUUCUGAUCACAAAGGACCCAAACACUCAGAAAUCAAGAACCUCUGCCCCUGAGAGACAGGCUGGCCCACAGUGCUGGCCGGGCCCGAUGCUCAAGGCCCUCGCUGUCCCUAGCCUCAGAAGGGCUGGGCCUGGCCUGAUGCUCAGGGUUGACAUUUUAAUUGAACAAGGGCCACCUCCCCCCCGACAUCAUGCAGCCUCCAAGUGCCAAGAGGACCCCCUAUGUCCAGGCCUGCCUGGUGCUCACCCCUGUUGGUAGGAGCCGGUGGUUCUGGCCAAGUGCAUGAGGGUCUGUGUGUUCCUAGAAAGCCCCACACACCCGAGUGGCCCUCACACCUCGUGUCUCCCCCUCACAGGGUGGCCACCUGCACCAGCAUCAAGGCCACAGGUGCUGUGAUGACCUCAGCUUAGCCCUCAGGUGUGGUGGCCUGCCCAGCCCAGCUAGCAAACACACACAGGGGUGCCCAUGGGUGCAGUGGAGACAGGUGCAGCACAGCCAACCCUGAGCCUCCAGGGGGCCCUGGAGGAAGCCCACCGCGCCCCACGCAGGGGCACCCUCCAGCACACAGCCCUCGCCCCAGCAAGGACACGAUCCCCUCAACAGGGUGCGUCGGCAGAAACGGGGAACAAAGGAUCUUCCGAGCAGCCCCCAGCUCUGCGCCUCCUCAGUUGCCCCUUCCCCAGCCCGUCCCCUCUGUGCCUCUGUAAGGGGUUCUGGGACACCCAGGCCCCGAGUCACCCACCUGGUGGUGACAAGCUCCAGCAGCCAGUGGGUCCGGACCUGCUCGAUGCCACGGUGAGGGACGGCGCCCACAUAAGCAAGGUUGAGCUGCUGGUCCCAGCUGAGGACGUACUGGUCAGCCUGGCUGUGUGGCAGUGGAGGGCUGGGGACAGCAAAGGGGCGGCUCAGGCCUGAGCCUCAGCAUGGCCGGCAGCACAGCCAACACUCAGGCUCAAGCCCAGGGAUGCCUGGGCGCCAGAUCCAGGUGCUGCGCUUGUGCUCAGUGACUAAUAAAAUGGCCCUUAGGGCCAGGAAUGUA
Messenger RNA from Cebus imitator (Panamanian white-faced capuchin), 3596 nucleotides. RefSeq names its product solute carrier family 26 member 1 (gene SLC26A1). Bases 217 to 2322 code for a protein of 701 amino acids. Lineage: Eukaryota; Metazoa; Chordata; Mammalia; Primates; Cebidae. Gene Ontology annotation, molecular function: chloride transmembrane transporter activity; bicarbonate transmembrane transporter activity; oxalate transmembrane transporter activity. The record is from RefSeq and is a predicted model, not a curated record. Gene Ontology annotation, cellular component: membrane. Gene Ontology annotation, biological process: transmembrane transport. The transcript has 3 exons.